AUGGAUGUCUGCAAAACGGUGUAUCUGCACUCGAGAGACACUAAAGAGGAGCUGAGCAGCACUGGAACAUCGUAUUUAAAUCGAGGCGAAGCGGCAAUCGUCGAGCGCCUCAUUUUGACUCUCAUCAGAAAUGGAGCAUCGCCUGAGCAGAUAGGAGUGAUAACGCCGUACAUUGGGCAGCGCAAUUUCCUCCGAACUCUGCUGCAGCGGGGCCCAACAGCAGCAGAAGUAGAGAUCAGCUCUAUUGAUGCAUUUCAGGGUCGCGAGAAGGACAUUAUUAUCUUCUCUUGUGUGCGCAGCAACACAAACAGGUCAAUAGGGUUUCUGGCUGAUGCUCGUCGUUUGAAUGUUGCACUGACUCGCUCUCGUCUUUGUUUGUUUAUUUGCGGCAACGCGGAUUUGCUGUUUCAGCAGCGCCCAAAGAGCAGCUUAAAGAGUGCUACUGCUGCAGCAGAUGCAGACGCAGCAGCAGCAGCAGCAACAGCAGCAGCAGCAACAGGGGAUGAUGAAGAAGCAGAAACAGAGCCGCCUACCUGGUCUUUGCUGCGAGCAGCUAAAGCAGAAUUCUUAGAGCAGCUUCCUGUAUGGAGGCUGCUGCUGCAGCACUAUGACAGCCACAGCAGCAUCGUGACAGGGCCUUUAGGGGCGCUGAGGCAGGUGCAGCUGCAGCAGCAGCAGCAGCAGCAGCAGCAACUUAUGAUGAUACCUAAACAGCAACAGCUGCGCCAUGGGAAACCAAAGGGUCUUGGUGCAGACGCAAAAGAAACAAACAGCAGCAGCAGCAGCAGCAGCAGCAGCAGCGAGAAUAAUAAUAUAAAGACAGCCGCCACUGAGCCGUCGUUUGCUGCAGACCUCAAGAGGGAAGACGAUUGGGAGUUUACUGGCAGGCAGCAGCAGCAGCAGCAGCACGAGGUGCAGCAGCAGCCCUGCAAGGUUUUUAAGAACAUUACUGGCAGCAGCAGCGCCAUACGCUCUUGCUACCAGUAUCAGCGCUUUAAGUUGCAGCAUCAGCAACACCAGCAGGAGCAGCAGCAGCUGGUGCUGCUGCUGCUCCUGCUGCACUCUGUUAACAGAGUGAAGCAAUAG
This is a messenger RNA of Eimeria acervulina, 1086 nucleotides long. RefSeq lists its product as hypothetical. The transcript has 6 exons. NCBI's taxonomy places the organism in Eukaryota, Apicomplexa, Conoidasida, Eucoccidiorida, Eimeriidae. The record is from RefSeq and is a predicted model, not a curated record. The coding region runs from base 1 to 1086 and encodes 361 amino acids.